This is a messenger RNA of Erythranthe guttata (spotted monkey flower), 785 nucleotides long. Lineage: Eukaryota; Viridiplantae; Streptophyta; Magnoliopsida; Lamiales; Phrymaceae. The record is from RefSeq and is a predicted model, not a curated record.
GAUGAUAGGUGAGGGAUGAAAUAGAACACCUUCUAGACGACAAUGAAGAUAUGGCCCAACUGUACUUAACACGGAAGUGGAUACAGAAUCAACAAAACGAGGCUCUGGCAAAUGCUGCUGCUGCUGCAUCAAAUAGCAUUGUUCCUGCUUUAGGUCAUUUCCGUCGAGUCAGCUCUACCAGAAGUGGUAGUGUGCUUAGCAAUUAUUUAAAUGACCAAGAUGUGGAAGACCUUGAAAUGUUGCUUGAAGCUUACUUCAUGCAACUCGAUGGCACCCGUAACAAGAUACUCUCUGUACGUGAGUAUAUCGAUGACACGGAGGAUUACGUCAACAUCCAGCUCGACAAUCAGCGAAACGAGCUCAUCCAACUGCAGUUGACUUUGACCAUAGCUUCGUUUGCAGUAGCAGUAGAAACUGCUCUUGCUGGUAUAUUCGGCAUGAACAUUCCUUGCACACUGUACAACACUAACGGUAUUUUCGGUGAAGUUGUCGGAAUUAUGACAGCUUUUUCUGUGGUGCUAUUCUUUCUCGUUUUCGCGUAUGCCAGAUGGAAGAAGCUUCUUGGCUCUUGAAAAGUUCUUGUCGAUUAUUAUUUCAAAAAAAAAAAGAAUAAAAAAAGGGGAGACGUAAAUUAUUAAAUACCCUGUUGAUGAACUAUUAUGUAUUUAUUUCCAGUUAUUGGAAAAUUAUCAACAGUUUAAUGUAGUUUAGUAGUUAGUUGGUCCAUGUGAGAUUAUCACGGAUUUAACUAUUUUCAAAUCUGACUUUUUCUCUAUGUUUUCCUU